Messenger RNA from Bradysia coprophila, 1167 nucleotides. It is a transcript of the gene Syx18, whose product is annotated as syntaxin 18. Gene Ontology annotation, cellular component: membrane; SNARE complex; endoplasmic reticulum. NCBI's taxonomy places the organism in Eukaryota, Metazoa, Arthropoda, Insecta, Diptera, Sciaridae. Gene Ontology annotation, biological process: retrograde vesicle-mediated transport, Golgi to endoplasmic reticulum. The record is from RefSeq and is a predicted model, not a curated record.
CGUUUGUUAUGAUGUGUCAAAUGGCACGUAUUUACCAUCAAAAAUACCCCAGUGCAAGUGUGACAAUCUGUACGAGAAACGGAUUCUUUAAGUUGUGUGCCUUCUGUCUGUAAAAAUUAGUUAUCAAAAUGGAUAUUACUCAACUUUUCAAAGCGAGCAUUAAAACGAUUCGUCUGCGAAACAAAUCAGUUCCACCACUCGACAAAAAUCGCAUUUUGAAGAAGACUACGAAAACCGAUUUCACCAUCAAAACCCUGGACAUUUGCCAUCAAAUCACCCAGUUGAAGAAUCUACUGAUUGAAAACCGUUCGGCGUAUAUGCGAUUUGGAUGUCACCUGAAAUCGUCCACCCAAAUGACCGACGAGGAACGUGAUAUCAUCGACAGCGAAUCGGAGAAAAUAAUCGGAAUCUGUACGCAAUUUCUAAAUGAUUUGAAAUUAGAGGUGAAACGGAAAGUCUGCAGCAAACAGGAAGCGGAACACAUGCAAAACGUACUGGAGCUGCUAUCGUCGUACCUGAAGGACAUUUUCAACAUUUACAACAAACAGAAGGCCUACCGAAUGCAGUACGAACUGGAAACGUACAAAUUGCUAAAAUUGGAGUCCAAUAAAAAAUUGAUUCCGGUCAUACCGCCCAGAGAGCGUAUACGAUUGGACUAUGAUGAACCACCAUCGGAGGAUGACAACGGUAUGGAUGUGCGACACGACCGAAGCGAAUCAGAACGCAGGCGACGAAAUAAAAUGGAACUGGACGAUGAUAUUGCCAACAGGCACGCAUUAGAGCAGGAGGAAAUUAGCGCGGAGGACAUUCAAAUGUUUGAAUCGGAAAAUGUUCAACUGUACAGAGAGUUGAAAGGGCUGUCCGAUGAAGUAGAGCAAAUUGAGAAAAAUGUGGUGGACAUAGCCAGAUUACAGGAAAUAUUUACGGAAAAGGUAUCUGAGCAGAAAACCGACAUUGAACGAAUAGCCAAUACGGUCGUCGGUGCCACCGAAAAUGUCAAGGACGCCAACGAACAAAUAAAGCAGGCAAUUCAACGGAACGCCGGCCUACGCGUCUGGGUACUAUUCUUCUUGUUAGUCAUGUCAUUUAGUUUAUUAUUCUUGAAUUGGUACAAUGAUUAAACGGCUUCGCCAGCCUGUUGAAGUGCUGUGUCGUGUGCCAACUGUU